This is a messenger RNA of Neurospora tetraspora, 1728 nucleotides long. Its product is annotated as serine/threonine-protein phosphatase 2B catalytic subunit. The transcript is spliced from 4 exons. The record is from RefSeq and is a predicted model, not a curated record. Gene Ontology annotation, molecular function: calmodulin binding; calmodulin-dependent protein phosphatase activity. The coding region runs from base 1 to 1728 and encodes 575 amino acids. NCBI's taxonomy places the organism in Eukaryota, Fungi, Ascomycota, Sordariomycetes, Sordariales, Sordariaceae. Gene Ontology annotation, biological process: calcineurin-mediated signaling; fungal-type cell wall organization. Gene Ontology annotation, cellular component: calcineurin complex; cytoplasm.
AUGGAAAGCAACAACGGUACCGGCGCGCCCGGCGCCUUCAACAACCAGCAGGUUGACAAUGCGAUCCGCGCCAUCCAGCAUAAGAGGCCAUUGCCCGAGAUCGACUUCACCAUUCACACCAUGGAGGAUGGCACCCAAGUGAGCACCAUGGAGCGUGUCUGCAAAGAUGUCCAGGCGCCUGCCAUGUUCAAGCCCAGCGACGAGCAGUUCUUCGAGGACGAAACCCACAGCAAGCCCGACAUCCAGUUUCUGAAGCAACAUUUCUACCGCGAGGGCCGUUUGACCGAGGAGCAAGCACUAUGGAUCAUCAGGGAGGGUACCAAGCUUCUGCGCGCCGAGCCCAACUUGCUGGAGAUGGACGCUCCCAUUACCGUUUGCGGUGACGUUCACGGCCAAUACUACGAUUUAAUGAAGCUCUUCGAGGUCGGUGGUGACCCGGCCGAGACCCGAUAUCUCUUCCUGGGCGACUACGUUGAUCGUGGUUACUUCAGUAUCGAGUGUGUCUUGUAUCUCUGGGCGCUCAAGAUCCACUACCCCAAGACCCUCUGGCUGCUGCGCGGAAACCACGAGUGUCGCCAUUUGACCGACUACUUCACCUUCAAGCUCGAGUGCAAGCACAAGUACUCGGAGGCCAUCUACGAGGCAUGCAUGGAGUCGUUCUGUUGUCUGCCGCUGGCGGCAGUCAUGAACAAGCAGUUCCUCUGCAUUCACGGCGGUUUGAGCCCUGAGCUCCAUACUCUCGACGACAUCAGAAACAUUGAUCGUUUCCGCGAGCCCCCUACACAAGGCCUCAUGUGCGACAUCCUCUGGGCCGAUCCCCUAGAGGACUUCGGCCAAGAGAAGACGACUGACUUUUUCGUACACAACCACGUACGAGGUUGCUCAUAUUUCUUCUCCUAUUCGGCUGCUUGCCACUUCUUGGAGAAGAACAACCUUCUCUCCAUCAUCCGCGCGCACGAGGCCCAGGAUGCGGGCUACCGUAUGUACCGCAAGACCAGGACAACCGGAUUCCCUAGUGUCAUGACCAUUUUCUCCGCGCCCAACUAUCUCGACGUUUACAACAACAAGGCUGCGGUGUUGAAGUACGAGAACAACGUUAUGAACAUCCGUCAGUUCAACUGCACGCCUCAUCCCUACUGGCUCCCGAACUUUAUGGACGUUUUCACCUGGUCGCUUCCCUUCGUCGGCGAGAAGAUCACGGAUAUGCUCAUCGCCAUUCUCAGCACCUGCUCAGAGGAGGAACUCAGGGAGGAUUCUGCGACAACCUCGCCCGGUCCAGCCUCCCCGGCCCUCACGUCUGGCGCCAAUCAAGACCCCGAGUCUAUCGAGUUCAAGAGACGGGCGAUCAAGAACAAGAUCCUUGCCAUUGGUCGUCUCUCUCGUGUCUUCCAGGUCCUCAGAGAGGAGUCCGAGCGGGUCACGGAACUCAAGACCGUUUCUGGUGGUCGUCUUCCCGCCGGUACUCUCAUGUUGGGUGCCGAGGGUAUCAAGAACGCCAUCAGCAGUUUCGAGGAUGCCAGACAGGUCGAUUUGCAGAACGAGAGGCUUCCGCCAAGCCACGACGAGGUUGUUAAGAUGCAGGAUGAGGAGCGCGCUCAGGCCUUGGAGCGGGCGACGAGAGAGGCUGACAACGAUACGAAGUUGCAGAGCCUCUCGAGGAGGCUUAGCACGAUACGGAACUACGUCAGGGAAUCGAGUGAGGGUCUCAUAGGAGUUCUCUGGGAGUAA